Messenger RNA from Dreissena polymorpha, 1556 nucleotides. RefSeq lists its product as uncharacterized. The coding region runs from base 196 to 1302 and encodes 368 amino acids. NCBI's taxonomy places the organism in Eukaryota, Metazoa, Mollusca, Bivalvia, Myida, Dreissenidae. The record is from RefSeq and is a predicted model, not a curated record. The transcript has 3 exons.
AUCACGUUCAUUGAUUCUUUGUUCAAUGUAUUGCGCACUGUUUACAUAUUACAGGAAACAGUAACCUAAUUUCACGGAGUUAAGAUAUACUGUACUGUCGAUUGGUCAACAAAACGAAAGCUGUUUCUUGAUUGGCUGAUUCUGCGCAUGCGAUUUCGGUGAAACCCUCGGAAGCACAAGCCGAUCUUCCGAGAGAUGUCCAGUAGUGCUCGACAGCGGACUGCGCGACUAUUCGCUAUUCAAGGUCAAGGGUACCCGAAACUUGAUCACGACCCAGGAGGUGCCGCCGCCGCCUCACACGUCGGCGCCAUGGCGUCACACGCAUUUCCGUCGGACUCGGAGACGGAGGGAGAUGAAGGCAUGACGCCCGUGUUGGUUGACGAGCUCACUGGCAUCAACAGAACAUUGGAGAAACAAAUCGAGACUCUCCGUCUUAGACUGGACUUUGAUUCCCGGCAUCACGAGGCGGAGAAACACGCUUUGUUGGUUGAGACGGGAGCCAAACUGAAGGCAAAAACGGAGGAGAUCGAUAUAAUGAAGAACCAGUUGAUCGCCAAGGAUUCUAAAGUGAAGGAAAUAGAAAAGGACAACGAAAGGAAGUCUAAUGAGAUCAGUGCACUGCGGCGUGAGAUAGAAACUUUGAAUAACGACGUGGUGGGUGCUAAGGCUUACGCCAAUGACCUGAUGUCGCAGAUGAGUGCACUGACCCGGGAGAAAGAAAAGCUUGAGCGCGAGGGGGUGUUCGGUGACAAAGAACUGGAAAUGCUGGCGCUAAGGAAGGAGGUCAGUGACCUCAAGUCCAACCUAACGAUGCUUGAGGAUGAGCUUAGCAAGGCGCGAGACCUCAUAGCAACACAGGGAAACAAACUGAAACUGGUCGACAGCGAUAAGAAGUCACUGCAGUUCAAGUUCAAAGAAGAACUCGCCCGCGUUUCGCAUUCGAUGCGGAUGGAGGUAGAGCGCAUGCGCGACGUCAUGAAGAAACAGUGGGAAGAGAUGCGAUCGCUGAGGGAGCAGAACUUCAGUAUGAGCAAGGACAUCAAGGACAUCCGCAGUCUGCUCAUCAACGGUUGCCUUGACGACGAUUCCAAACUGCAGCAACAGCAGGAAGAGGGUCAAGGUCAUCCACAAGGUAACACAACUGUUCCCGGUCAGUUUGCCUCGGCCCACCAGGUGGCGUUGCCGCAGACUGCACGUGGAAGCAAGCAGACGACGAACGGCUUCAACAUGGGUGCGCUUAAACCAUCGCUUCCAGUUCUAAAUAAGGAAAGCGGCAAAAAGACGACAAAUCGAAGAAAAUAAUCAAAUCGCAUAUAGUGUUUGUUCACAAAUGACUUAAGUGAUCUAAGACAAAGUGUUUUACAUGAAUCAAUGUAACAUCGAUUUGUUGUUAUUUGUAGUACUUAAUUUUUUAGUGUGGGCAAAAUCAAUCAGAGUUACGCCAGUAAACUUAUAUAUAUCGAUCAUUUAUAUUAACGUGAAUCACGUGCUUCUGGGAGAAAUAAUUAGACGAUUCGGGCGUUAAUUGCUUGAAAACAGUUAAUAUGAUUAACGUC